Molecule: messenger RNA, 2920 nt
Organism: Xenopus laevis (African clawed frog)
Lineage: Eukaryota; Metazoa; Chordata; Amphibia; Anura; Pipidae
Gene: znf704.L
Product: zinc finger protein 704 L homeolog
Exons: 9
Coding region: 272-1723 (483 amino acids)
Source: RefSeq, a predicted model, not a curated record
AGUACAUGGCUUACAGUCCCUCUCUGUCACGGACCUUCCAAAGAAAUGGGCUACUCCAGUCCAGGGUUUUGAGGACUCCAGUUUGGAUGGGUUUGGGGGCUUUGGGAAAGCCCACACACAGCUAGGGUGAGGAGUUAGUGGGGAGCUGUUUAUGCUCAGCUGGGGGAUCCCAGACUAUAGGAGGCUGUGUUUGUGCUGGAUAUAGGGGCUGCUGCAGCUGUCUGUGCCUAGAGGGGAGGAGAUAGGGGAUAGGACAAUCCCAUAGAUCAACAUGCACGCUCGUCGCCUAAGCAAACGGUCCGUCCUGGGCAGUAAGGUGAACACUUCUGAGGAUGCCCAGGAUUGGGGUAUGAAAGGGGCAAGAAAAAGACUGGGAAUGGGGGCAGUUAUCCAGGAGGGGGCUGAGAAGCAGAGAGCGAAUGAUAAAGAAGAAGUGGCUGUGGAGCAGCAGCGAGCCACGUGCGAUGGAGAAGAAUCUGUGCACUGCUCCUUAAAGGGAACAAGGAAAAACAAUAAGUCUGGACCAUCCACAAAUCAGUACAUGGAAAUAGUACAUAUUGGACACAUCGCAUCAGAAAAACCAACUUACCAAGCAAAAGAAUGGAAGGAAGCAGAAUUUGUGAAACAUAAUUCAGGCAAAGUGUUUAAAUGCGAUCAGGACAUGAAUAGUGAAUACACAAGCAUUCUUGAGCAGAAACGCAAAGUGGUUUCAUCCAGUAUUGAUGUCCCUCAUGCAAGAAUAUUUGAAGGUGAAGCAGAUAUGGACAAAGUGACAGCUGCAAUUGUACUGACCAGUUUGUCUACAAGUCCAUUGGUUCGAAGCCCUCCUAUGCGACUUACUGAUAUGAAUGUGUCUUGGAAAGAGCUGGGGGUUGUUUCAUCCAGCACUAGCAGUAGUGGUUGCUGGAGUUGGAAUACACCCAGUGACUGCUCUAAUCCUUCAACACCAUCCCCACCAUUAUCUGCUGACAGCUUUAAGUAUUUCCAGCCCUUGAAUCAUGCUGAUGAGAAUACUGAGGAUGCAGAGCCAAGUGGCCUUCUUUUUGAUGAUCCUGUCCCAAGGAAAAGAAAGAAUUCCAUGAAGGUGAUGUUCAAAUGUCUGUGGAAGACAUGUGAGAAAGUUCUGAGCACAUCAGCUGGAAUAAAAAAGCAUAUCAGAACCAUUCAUCUGGGACAUACUGGAGAAUCGGAUGAGAAUGAGGGAGAAGAGGACUUCUAUUAUACAGAAAUUAGACUGAACACAGAUUCCGUCAGUGAAGGAAUAAAACACCUCUCACCUUUUUCUCAGUCAUUACAAUCUGAAAAAGGAAAACGCGAACCUACAUUUGCCAAAACGGAGACCAGAUCUAAUUCAUCACUUAGUCGCUCAGCUCCCAGUACAUCCUGCUUUAUAAACCCUGAUCAUGCAUACCAGACCACUGCUCCUGUAAAAAUACCUGGCUCAAAAAAGGUUCUUACCAAUGGCAAUAGCAUUGGUGUGUCUUGGAUUCUAUCUCCUCUUACAUUUACUGGAACUUCGGUUUCUCUGCCAAGCUACACAGAGAUUAGGGAUUCUAAACUGCCAGUUCAGACAGUGUUGUCUUCUCCACCAAAAACAGGAAUUGGAGUGAGAAAGCCUCGUGGGGAAGGCAAGAAAUGCCGCAAGGUUUAUGGCAUGGAAAACAGAGAUAAAUGGUGUACAGCCUGCCGCUGGAAGAAAGCCUGCCAGAGGUUUCCUGACUAGGAAAACUAAAGCACAGUUGAGUUAGUCACUGACUAAGAGAUUGCGAGAGGUUUCAGGCCCACUGGUCUUUCUUACAAGGUAGAAGUAUGAGCUGUUUUAGGCCCAAAAUAACAUGCCUUUACGUCUGGGAGAGUAAGCGAUAUUGGGCAAAAACAUACGUAUGUCUUCUGGGAGACUGAGUCAUAGUGGUUAGUAUCUUCUUUCACUCUUUGGCUAGGACAAGGCUUUCCAUACUGGUCAGCUUUUUGUCUUACUUGUCGUACUUUGGCUUACUCUGGCUCUGAGUAAGGCAUACUCAUAUACUAUCUGGGAGAAUAACUGUCUUUCCUAAUGCCUUUUAGAAUGAGUCAUACUACACAAUAUUUUACAGUUUACUUGAUGGAUGGGAGGGUGAGCCAUAUUGACUAUAUACAUUUUCAUUGUCUCCUGGCUCCUAUUUCACUGAAUGGAUGGGAGAAUGUUCCAUACUGAGCAGCUGUCUUACUUACAAGGUAUGAUAUUAAGCCAUAAUGGCCAGUUCUUUGUCUUAUUCAUAGGCUGUGACAGUAAUUUAAGCAUGGAUUGUUAGAGUCAGUCCCUGGUCUUACUCAUAAACAGUAUCAAUAUGGUAUUUUAAGCAGCCAUCUUACUCACAGGCUGUAAGAGUAAGCAAUACUGGACAGUUAGUUGCCCAGCUGUCUGGUUGGACGCAACAGCCAAAUGAGUGAAUAUUUUACUUAAACUUGCUGUCUGGAAGAAAGUGAAACGUAAUGAUUUACUGCCACUUAUAUUACAUCUGAAAGAGUGAGCUAUAGUGGCCAGAUAUUUGUCAUCGCAAUAGAUGAGAGAAAGUGUGUCAACCUGUCCAAAAUGCAACUUUGGUAACUUAGAGUCUAAUAGUGAAGCUCACUAGUUUGGAUGUACUGGGAAAAUAUACAUUUCUUAAAGGACCAGAAACACAAAAAAAUCUAAUUGCCCUACAUGUAUAAACACAUAAGGGCUCAUUCAACAAUCGCCCAGUCACAAGCUCCAAGGCAAAACACAAGGAGCAAGGUGUAAAGUGAAGCUAACAGGGCACUUUGUGCAUGUUUUUGCCCCAUAUGUUAUGACCAUUUUUUGUAACACUCCCUAAUACAUAAUAAAUGAAACUGGUUAUGUUUGCAUUUUUAGAAAUAUGCAUAUUUUAGUAUAUUUAUUUUUCCCCUAUGAUCUUUUUUU